This is a messenger RNA of Myripristis murdjan (pinecone soldierfish), 2503 nucleotides long. RefSeq names its product DIX domain containing 1a (gene dixdc1a). The coding region runs from base 597 to 1979 and encodes 460 amino acids. Gene Ontology annotation, biological process: canonical Wnt signaling pathway. The record is from RefSeq and is a predicted model, not a curated record. Gene Ontology annotation, cellular component: cytosol. The transcript is spliced from 15 exons. NCBI's taxonomy places the organism in Eukaryota, Metazoa, Chordata, Actinopteri, Holocentriformes, Holocentridae.
CAGACAGAGCCAUGUCUGACAUCCUCGCUCACUAAAAGAGGGAAGGAUUGACACAAAAACAGAGCGACAGAGCAGAAGAAAUAGAGGGAGGCUAGAUAUUGUAGAUGCAAAAGAGAGGCAGGAGGAAAAAAAGAGGCGAAAAGAUGCAGGAGAGCUGCAUCAGUUAUUGUCCACAAGGAAGAAAAAACAUUGUGUUCGUGAAUGGGAGCUGGUGAGCUCAAACCACAAGGCGAGCGCAGUGAGAAACCAGGCAGAAUUCAGUCGCUGCUGUUGCUGAUUACCAAUCCUAUCUCUGCCACUGCAGGUUUGGAUUGAGCCUGGGAGUGAUUUAGCAGAGGAUUCAGGGCUGUUGAUUAGGAUUUGGAGCUUUAUGUUUUAGAAAAUAUGCUGCUGGAGAGGAUUUGAAUGUGCAGGGUUUUUUUCCCCACACAGAACACAGUGUGCAACGUGGAGACUCCUCAGCUCUGCUGUUUUCAGGGCUGCUCCCUUCCCUGCUGCCUCUGGCUCUGCUUGGGCUAUGGUCCUGACUGAGAAGCAGGGCAUCACCCAGAUGCAGGGCACAGACUGUAUGGGAGGUUAAGAGUGAACCCACCAGAAUGGGAGCCAAACAGAUGAAAUGCCUCAGCUCAGCCAGCCCUGCUCACUCCCCCAAAGAAGAAUAUGUUAUCGCCCAGUCCACUGACACCCCUAAAGAGGCAAUAGUCAACGAUCCGUCUGAGGACCAGGGGGAACCAAAGGAUGACAAAUCAGACCUGACAGAGAAGAAAUCUGUCACAGAGGAGGUAUCUCUAUGUGGACUGUGUCCUACCCUGGGGCAUGACGGGCCAGAGGAGGAGAAAUCAUGGGAAGAACAACUGGACGCCCACCAGGAGCAGCUGGAGAAAGAGAUGCAGGAGGCCAGGAGGAUGGUGUUCCGCCUACAGGCUUUGCUGCUCCAUGGCUCGCUCCCGGAGGAGGACCAGGAUGGGUCUGUGAGCUACGGCGAUAACCGGGCUAAUGCUGAGCAGCAGCUGGUUGUAAUCCGCAGUCGUCUGGACCAAAGCAUGGAGGAGGCCCUUGAUCUCAAGAGGGAACUCCUCAGACACAAGCAGGAGGCGCGCCACAUUCAGGCCAUCAAGGAUGCACUGCAGCAGCGCAUGGCAGUGCAGGAGGACGCUGUGCUGCAGCUAAAGCAGGAACUGUUGAGGUGCAACAUGGCCAGAGAUCAGCUGGAAGGGGAAAAUGCAGAGCUCAAACGCAAGUUGAGUGAACGGAACAAAUUACUCAGUGAAUAUGAGCAGCAGCUUGGGAAGAAGGACAGACUCCUGCAGCAACAGCAGCAAAAGCUCGAUGAAGCUCAGCAUAAAACACAUGAAGCCGGUCUUGGAAGGCCAUUUAGAAGUGAAAACGGUGGUUACAGUAACUCUGUGGCUUCAACCUCUCCUCCAGCGUUCCAGCACAAUGCACCGGGGGAGGAGCUGCAGCUGGUGAGGGAGGCCCUGCGCAGUUUGAGAGACAGCUUCUCCGGCCACGACCCCCAGCAUCACACGCUGGACACUCUGGAGCAGGGCGUGGCCAGUCUCAUGGACCGCCUGCACACGUUGGACACCCAGCGCAGGCAGGACAGAGGGGAGGAAUUCAAAUCACCAGGGCGCCGAGCCAAUCCAACAGACCGAGAUUCCUGGCCACCAAGCUCAAAAAUGGCCCACUCGCACAGCAGCCCAGGGUUGGACACAGCCGUCUCCACUAAAGUGCUCUACUUCACUGAUCGCUCUCUCACACCGUUCCUGAUUAACAUCCCAAAAAGGUUGGGCGAAGUGACGCUGCGAGACUUCAAGGCUGCUGUGGACCGACAAGGCAGUUUCAGAUACCACUUUAAAGCCCUUGACCCGGAGUUUGGCACAGUGAAGGAGGAGGUCUUCCAGGAUGGAGCGGUUGUGCCGGGCUGGGAGGGGAAGAUUGUGGCGUGGGUCGAGGAGGAUCAUGGAGAGAGGAGGUAGAGCUGGCAAAGCGGAGAGCACCACUUCAAACCUCAGCUGACCACUGGAAAAAAGACUCCAUUGAAAAUUCAUGUGAUUCCCUAGUAGAGAGUAGUUACAUCCAAUGAACUGGGACCAACCGAUCUGACACCAUUUCAAUACAACACCAUGUUUUCAAAGUGAAUGUUUCAUAUCAACAAUUUGACAUUUUGGUAGCACUUUAUUUGAGAGAACACAUAUUAGACACUAUUUUGCAGCUUAUACAUGUGCUUAAAUGGUAAAUGAUGAACUCAUUGUGGGAGAACCAGCAAUUAAUGGUCAGUAAUGUGAAAAGAGAAAUAUAAUGAAUAAAACCAGCUGCUUGAUUUACAAUACUUAAUAAUACCUGAUGGGUUGUGCAAUUAUAAGCUGUAAUUAGUGCAUAGUAUGCAAAUCUUAAAAUACAGUGUUACUGGCAUUUUUGCAGAAGUUCUAAAUUGCCAAAUAGUGAUUUUGCUGUUCUGCACCAAUUUUGAUGUUUUAAUAAACAUGUAUUGUUGCAUGAA